Molecule: messenger RNA, 2679 nt
Organism: Lutra lutra (Eurasian river otter)
Lineage: Eukaryota; Metazoa; Chordata; Mammalia; Carnivora; Mustelidae
Gene: POLR2D
Product: RNA polymerase II subunit D
Exons: 4
Coding region: 77-505 (142 amino acids)
Biological process (GO): mRNA export from nucleus in response to heat stress; transcription initiation at RNA polymerase II promoter; positive regulation of translational initiation
Cellular component (GO): RNA polymerase II, core complex; P-body
Molecular function (GO): translation initiation factor binding; nucleotide binding
Source: RefSeq, a predicted model, not a curated record
UCUGCGCUUCCGGCGCGUGGGUACUUCCGCUCAUGUGGGUGGUUCCGGGCGCGGUAAGGUCUGGCGUGGUGUUGCGAUGGCGGCCGGUGGGAGCGACCCGCGGGCCGGCGACGUGGAGGAGGAUGCCUCACAGCUUAUCUUCCCCAAAGAGUUUGAAACAGCUGAGACACUGCUAAAUUCAGAGGUUCAUAUGCUUCUGGAGCAUCGAAAGCAACAGAAUGAGAGUGCAGAGGAUGAACAGGAGCUUUCUGAGGUCUUCAUGAAAACCUUAAAUUACACAGCCCGUUUCAGUCGUUUCAAAAACAGAGAGACCAUUGCCAGUGUCCGUAGCUUGUUGCUCCAGAAGAAGCUUCAUAAGUUUGAGUUGGCCUGUUUGGCCAACCUUUGCCCAGAGACUGCUGAGGAGUCAAAGGCGCUGAUUCCAAGCCUGGAGGGUCGGUUUGAAGAUGAAGAGUUACAGCAGAUUCUUGAUGAUAUCCAGACCAAGCGCAGCUUUCAAUAUUAAUCUCCAGAUACCACUCUGCUGCUGAAGGAACUACAUCUCAAGCCCAGCACCACUGUCCUGGUGUCUGGAGCUAACUUACACAGAAAUUCCAUUGUGGAAGACACUUGGGCUGUCUUUGGCUAGAACAACCCAGCUUAGUCUUGGUUUAGGUUGCUAUUUCAGACUUGACUAUUGAACCAUGGUAACCUGACCUUGCCUCUGGGAAGGGUGAGGUGGGGUGAUGCGCAUAUAAGCUACACUAUUGACUACCUCAUGCCAUGGUUUUGGCCCCUGUGUUUUAAAGUUUGUUUUAAGAUUUUAUUUUUUUAAGUAAUCUCUACCCCCAAUGUGGGGCUUGAACUUAAACUACCCCAAGAUCAAGAGUGGCGUGCUCCACUGAUUGAGCCAGCCAAGCACCCCUUUUUUAAGAUUUUAUUUUUUUAGCCCAUAUUUAUUUUUGAUUCCUAAGAUUUCAUGUUUUAAUUUCAAUUUGUUUGUAGUUUUUGAAACUACAGGAAACGACAGUCUUAUCUAAAUGCAAAAGGAAGAAUUAAGGGGCAUUGGCUGACUCAAUUGGUAGAGCACGUGACUCUCAAUCUCAGGGUGAGAGUUCAAGCCCCACAUUGGGCAUGGAGCCUAGAAGCAAAAACAAGCAAAAAAACCCUGAAUAUAAAUGCAAAAGGAAGAAUUAAACCAGCCCUGUACCAUCAUCUGAAAUCCUUACAGAAAAGAUGAUACGCUAAUGACUGAGACAGCAUUGGCAUCAUAGUGCUUAACCCAGAAGUCAAGGAAGAAGCUCACCAUGGGAAGCAGUUAUACCCAGGAUAACUGCCAAGCAUGGAGGGCUCUAACAUAACCUUAAGGUAGAUCAAUACUUGACCUUUUUUCUUACACUGUUGAAGAAUGUAGAUUCGGAGGCAGUGGUCCUAAAGUACUAUUUCUCACUCCUAAAUUAAGAUUUUUUUUUGCCUUCAGUGGCCAGACUUGAAGGUCUGAACACUUUGAAUACUCCUUGGAUGGGGCAUCCAGUCCAAACCUUUUUCUUGCUACUUAGUGGCAGGUGAUCUCUGAUGGGGGUGAUUGUCUAUUUUCAUAGGAAGGAAAGCGGAGUGUGCGCACAAAGAAAGCAUGCACAUAAGCUAGUAGAUUUGGUCAUGUCAAGACAAGUGUCAAUAAGUUCACUAAACUACAGAUACUCCCCAGGAACCACAUGGUUGGAGCAGGGAGGGUGGUGGGGGUGAUGUUCCCAGAUGAGGGAAGAGGGUCAUGGCAGGUAGUAGAAACAAAAACACCCCACCAAAUGGAUCAGGUACCAUAAAAAUGUCCAUACUCUGACCUAGUGAUUCUAUUUCUGGAAACUGUAUACCAAACAUCAGAACACAGAGGAAGCUCUAUAUGUCAAGAGCUGAUUCUUUUUCCAAUAGAGAAAUAGUAUGGUAUGUUAUGGUUACUUGUCCAUGGACUAUUUCUCACCUAUUUAACAGGUGAACUUUUUCAGAAGCUAAAUGGCUUACAGCCAAAUACUUGGAUACUGAAUCCAUGGACAUUGAGGACAUUCUGCUACAUGAAAUGUGAGACAGAUACCAUAUAAUCUCACUUAUAUGUGGAAUCUAAAAAACCCAAACUCAAAAGAAACAGAACAGAUUGGUGGUUGUCAAAGGAUGAAGGGAGGGGUGUGAAAUGGGUAAAGGUGGUCAAAAGGUACAGACUCCUAGUUAUAAGGCAUGGGGACAUAAUACACAGCAUGGUGACCACAGUUAAUAAUACUGUAUUGUAGGGAUGCCUGGUGACUCAGUUGAUUAAGUAUCUGGUUCUUGGUUUUAGCUCAGGUCAUCUCCUGGGUCAUGGGACCAAGCCCUUGUUGGACUGCACUCAGCAGGGAGUCUGCUUGAAGAUUCUCUGUCUCCACACCCCACCUUCACGGGCCCUCUCUCUAAAAUAAAUAAAUCAUUAAAAAAGUACUGUAUUAUAUAUUUGAAAGUUGCUAAGAGUAGAUCUUAAAAGUUGUCACCACUGGAAGAAAUUCUAACUAUGUGAGGUCAGGGUGGUUAACUAAACUGACUGUGAUAAUUUCACUAUAUAUGUAUAUAUAUAUAUAUGUACAUAUACAUAUAUAUAAUCUUUUCACUGUAAUAUAACCAAUAUAAUGUUCUAUGUCAGUUACUUCAAUAAGGCUGGAAAAAUAUAUAAAACUU